AUUGAAAGCGUUGACCAAUCUGCACAGCUCUUCGGUCUUCCGCGUCCCAAAGACUUCUGUUCUGAGUUUGUGAAACCACCACCAUGGGACUCCUAACCAUUAUCAAAAAAGUGAAGCAGAAAGAAAAGGAAAUGCGCGUUCUCAUGGUCGGCUUAGACAACGCGGGGAAAACAACAAUCGUCAAGCGCUUGAAUGGCGAGGACAUCACGACGAUUAGCCCCACUCUGGGCUUUAACAUCAAGACGAUGUCAUUUAAGGGCUACAAAUUGAAUAUCUGGGACAUUGGUGGUCAAAAGACGCUGCGCCCCUACUGGCGCAACUACUACGAGAAGACGGACGCGCUGAUAUGGGUGGUGGACAGCGCAGACCUGGCGCGACUGGAGGACUGCAGGGCCGAGCUGCACAACCUGUUGCGAGAGGAGCGGUUGUUUGGCGCCACGCUCCUCAUAUUCGCGAACAAGCAGGACAUCGCCAGCGCGCUGCCCGUGGCAGAGCUGGAGAAGGCGCUAAACAUCGGCUCCAUCACCAAGCGCCACUGUCGCGUGGUGGCCUGCAGCGCCGUGGACGGCAGUGGGCUGCUGGAGGGCUUUGACUUCGUGGUGCACGACAUCAGCAGCCGCAUUUACCUGUUCUCGUAGCAGGACAACGCCAUCACCGCUUCUCUCCGAGCGUGUCGGCAUUCUUCCGCAUUUCUCCGCACUCGAAACGAAAGGCGCAUUAUUGGGGGCGCGUAGUGGAGGGGGGGGCAGUGCACGAGAGGGGCGGCUCCCAGUGGCGAUCUUGUUAAAGGGGCGAGUGCGUGGAUGGUGGUCAUAGAUGAGGCAGAUUUGAUAAUGAUGGGGACAGGCAGCCGCGGCCCGUUUGUCGUAUAACUAAACCCAAUUGAACACAAUCCGCUGAAUCUCUCGCUCAUGCAGCAAAGUCCAUGUGAGAAGGUGGUGAGAAGUGGCGAGUCAGUACGGUAAUACCGUAAUGAGGUAGGGGCUCCGAGCUUGCUUGGGUAGGAGCAAGGACUGAGAUGGGGACGCAGAUUGUCAGAACUGUGGUAGACAUACUCAUCCGCUGCACUGUAUAUACUUAUCUCAGAGUGUCUCAGUGGCCCAUACAUAUGAUUAGGGUUGUUCCUGCCUUGAGAAUGAAAUGCCUUCUAAUGUUAUAUCUCCCUAGAAGUAAUUGAGAUGUUUAGGAUGAGCAUGAGAACGAGGUCCCUAACUUUUAACCUGGGGGGAGUUUGGCCCUGAAACCUUGGCAGUGUGACGGCUGCACCUAACCCAGGUGUUUGCAUUGAACGGUGUGACGGUGAGGUGCGCGAGACAGGGUGAACUCAGCU
Molecule: messenger RNA, 1330 nt
Organism: Chlamydomonas reinhardtii
Lineage: Eukaryota; Viridiplantae; Chlorophyta; Chlorophyceae; Chlamydomonadales; Chlamydomonadaceae
Exons: 4
Coding region: 132-638 (168 amino acids)
Biological process (GO): protein folding
Cellular component (GO): microtubule cytoskeleton; cytoplasm
Molecular function (GO): GTPase activity; GTP binding
Source: RefSeq, a predicted model, not a curated record